CAUUGCAGCUGAUUAAAAAAUUCCUCAAGACUACAGGAUUUCAUAAGGAUGGAAUCCUUCCAGGUAGUUUUGUGGAGGGUAUUAAAGCUAAAUUCGGAGGCAAUAUUUUUUUCUGUGUGGAAUUCUUGUGUGUUCGAUUUGUGAGAUACUUUGAUCUGGAAAAUAUCAUUCUCUUCUUAUUAGAAAAUGCUUCAGUUAUUGUAAAUAAGUUGAAAAAUGGAAUUAAACGACUUGGUUCUUCUUUUAGAAAUUGGUGGGGGUAUUAA
Messenger RNA from Funneliformis caledonium, 266 nucleotides. NCBI's taxonomy places the organism in Eukaryota, Fungi, Glomeromycota, Glomeromycetes, Glomerales, Glomeraceae. The record is from the annotation of a GenBank genome assembly.